AUGGCAUAUUUAUUGCAGCAGCUUAAAAUCAAACUUUUUGGAUGUGCUCCUCCUCAACCCGAGCCUGUGGUUGAAGCGCAGAUUGAAACUGUCAAGCAAGUUCAACCGAAGAAGAAGAGGAGGAAUCGAAACAGGAACCGCCACAAACAAAAAGUUUUCAGGACUCUAGAAUCUGAGAAAUUAACUAAGACUUUUUAAUCGUGUUUCAACUCAGGAAUACUCCAUUGGAGAAAAAUCUGGUGACAAAGGAAGUUUAAAGGCACUUCCUGAGCCAUCUUCUGAGGAAGGUUGGACAACUGUCCCUGAUAUCCUGAGCACAAAAAGUGUACAGAAAGUUGAUGAGAAGUUGCUUACUAAUUGCAAAAAGAGUCAGAAAACCAACAAGUUAGCAAUAAAAAGAUUUAAUUCUGAAGGUGGUCAAGAUUCCUUUAGGAGCCAUGGCCUUGAGGACACUCAUAAGAAGCCUAAAGCCAAAGACAAGAAAAAGAAAUCAAAAAAGAAGAGAGGUGGGCAUAAUAAGAUUGCCAAAAGGAUUGUCUUUGAGCUCAAAGAGGGCUCCAAUUCGGAUAGUAAUAAUCAGCCUCAGGAAGGGGAUAAAAAUAAUAAACCGCUGAGUAAUAGAAAAGAUCAGAGAAAAAUAAAGUCUCCAAAUUAUCAAAACCGUAAAAAGAAUAUGGCUCAUGUGAUGAAGAAGUCUAUUACCCUGUGGGAUGAGACUCAGUCCGAUACAUCUAAUGCCCAGUCAGCUCAGGAUCCUAAAAUCAAGGCUUCCAAGAUUAUUGAGAAUUCUUCCAUGACCAAUUUCAAAAUACUAAAUGAUGACACUCAGAGCGAGGUUAGAUGUAUUGAAACAGCAGAAACUCCUCGAGAAGAAAUUAAAGAGAAACGGUUAUUUAAUUUCGACUCCUAUUCCGAAAGAGGUCCUCGAUAUAGCUGUAAAUCUCUCCAAAAUACAGAUUGAAAGAACUCUCCUGUAAAGAAGCCGGUAAAGAACAGGACUCGAAUCAAUAGUAAUGUCAAACCUUUCUGUUCCAAUUAUUCGAAGCAUCAGAAGAAUCGGUACUCGCAUGGGUAUUUUGAUAACAAUUAUUGGCAGGGUCAUCAAGACCCUCCUUCUGACAUAAAUUUUGGCAAUCUGAUGCAAAACGGCUGUUUUCAAUUAUUGAAUGAAAAAUUACAAGCAUUUGCAAGUGGGAGAUUUGAAAGACCUCAACAGUCACCAAGAUAUUUUAAUGAUCAUUUCAGAGCGAACACUGUGACUAAGUCUAAGACUGUCGUCUCAGGAGCAGCAUUCUCGGAGAGCGGCUUUGGAGAGAAUAUUGAUAGACUCUAUACAAGCGAAUCAAGUGAUAUGGAUUAUUAUGAAACUCAGUAUGAUGAAGCAAGGUUUUACAACCGCCUAGACCAAGAAAUUUAUCUCUUCGUAGACUCUAUAGAAAAGAAAAUUGCAAGCGUCUCUUCAGAAAGAAAGACGCUAGAAAGAAAAAUUUUAGAUAUCUGACACUCAGCCUUUAGUGACCAGCCUGUAAAGCUUGACAUGUUUGGGAGUCUUACCACAGGGCUUGCUCUUGAAAGUAGCGAUAUGGACCUCGUUGUUACAGGACUUAAAAUUCAAGAUCGUGAUGAUGUGAUCGCCCAUAUCAGAAUCCUUCAAAGUUAUUUUAAAAAAUUUGAAUACUUCACAAAACUUUCCUAUCAUCAAACUUGAAGCAGACCUCCAGAAGGUGAGAGAUGAAGAAAGCCAGAAGAAUUCGUUAGCUGUUGAUCCUAA
Moneuplotes crassus is the source of this 1771-nucleotide messenger RNA. The record is from the annotation of a GenBank genome assembly. Lineage: Eukaryota; Ciliophora; Spirotrichea; Euplotida; Euplotidae.